This is a messenger RNA of Coregonus sp. 'balchen', 5038 nucleotides long. NCBI's taxonomy places the organism in Eukaryota, Metazoa, Chordata, Actinopteri, Salmoniformes, Salmonidae. The record is from the annotation of a GenBank genome assembly.
GUCGCAACAGAGGACGCGAUCAAACUAUGUGACGCGACUAUGGUCUGAUAUCAACACCUGCAUCAAGACAGAACAAGGCUUGUAGCUGGCUAUUUCAACCGAAACCACUUUUGUAACAUCAUACACUCGGCCAUAAGGUAUGCUUUCAUUCAGCUGUAUACUUUAAAUGAGAGUGCAUUGUUGUUUAUGCUGAUAAAUGGUUGCUAAGCUAACAAUAUACCGUUUAGAAACUCUGUGAUUAUACUCUAUUCAGAAAGCUGUCUGCCGCCUAUUCACCGACGCUCCCCCAAAUGUUCUGCCUAAACGCAAAUGCAGGUGUUGGAUACAGUUUUGGAAACAUUUGGAACUUAACUUGAAUAUAAGUGAAAAAUAUUUUUUUAAAUACAAAAUACUUACUGUAUGCAGUUUUGGAAAGUUGCACCCGGCUGUCCUUUUGAGAAACACCGGAAAUGUAGAAUGUAUUGGUGCAAUGGAGAUACAGCACGAGUGAAUGUGAGAGAGUAUAUCGUAGCUGAGGCGUUGUGUGAAAACAGCCGGGUGCAACUUUGCUCAACUGCGCACAGUAAAAGUGUGUAUUUGUAUUUGAAAGAUUCUUUCUCGCUUAUAUAAAAGUUAAGUAUCAAAGGUUUACAAAACCGUAGCGUAUUUGCGUUUAGAGUGUCGGGAUUAAACAGAGCGUCGGGAUUGUAGUUCACAUGGAGCCAGCUAUGGUCCGUACCAUCAGCUGAGAACCCAAAAGGGGGGCCAACUGUAAGAUGGGUAUACCCCCCUUGGGUUCUCAAGAACUAACUAGCCACUUACCAAAAGGUGACUGGAGUGCCACUUUAAAUUGAUGAUUGAUUGGCCCGACAUCAUCUGGUAUUACCUGAUCAGAGUUGUAUAACAACCACAGUUCUCUCACACUUCUCACACAGUGUGUGUAUGCGUUUGUGUCCUUGUUAUUUUCAGGGCAGGACAAGUGCAUGCCACAAUGGCACAGUGGAACGACUACCACCAUGAGGAUGAAGAUGUGGAUGGAGAGGAAGGGGAUGAGUCUGGAGGUAAGAACAACAUUGAUGGUGAUUGAAUGGAUCAAUACUGAAUAGUAUGGAGUUUAGCAUAUGUAAUGUCAACGCAAUCCCUCUCCCCAGUGGACUAUAAGAGCACAGGGCGUGACAGCCUGGUGUUUCUGGUGGAUGCUUCCAAAGAGAUGUUCAUCAAGGGGGAGGAUGGAGAGCCCUCGCCAUUUGACAUGACCAUGCAGGUAGAUCUCUCUUUCUCUCUCGCUGUCUCUAACGCCCUCUCUGCUUUCCCCUACCGUUUUCUGUCCUUUCUUCACCCCCUCUCUUUCUCUCCUUAUCUCAGACAUGAUCAAUAUUACUGAACUCUCAGCAUCAUGAAAAGUGACAUGACUGAUGGCCCUUUCCCACUCACCCUCCUCUCUUUAUCACUCUGUGGUCCUACUUAGCCCUCUGACAGUGUUGUAAUAUAUUCUAUUGUGCUACUCUCCCUCCCCAGUGUGUCCGCAGCGUCUACACCAGUAAGAUCAUCAGCAGUGACAAGGACCUGGUGGCUCUAGUGUUCUAUGGGACGGAACAGAGCAAGAACCCCAGGAACAGUUUCAAGCAUGUCUAUAUCUACCAUGACCUGGACUCACCUGGUAUGUCCCCCUGGCCUGCAGUUUCAGUGUGUGUUCUGAAAGAGUCUUGGAGUCUCCUCACCUAUCUCUCUGUCCAUCCUUUUCUUUUACCCCCAUCCAUCCAUCUCUCUCCCUCCCUCUCUCCUCUAGGUGCCCGUCGGGUGCAGGAUGUGGACGGGCUGCGUGGGGAGAAGGGUGCCCAUGUGGCAGCGGAGACCAUGGGCAGUGGGUAUACCAACCUAGGCGAGGCCCUGUGGUGCUGCUCCAACCUCUACAGUGACAUCAAGCUUCGGCUCUCCCACAAACGCCUCAUGAUCUUCACCUGCCGAGACAUGCCACACGGGGGCGACAGCGAGCACGACCGCCAGGCCCGCACCAAGGCUAGCGACCUCAAAGAGACUGGUGGGUCUGGAGAAAGGGGGAAGGCAGUUGUCAAAGAGAGAGAACACAUAUAGUUGUAUCUUUAUGCCAGUUGGCCUCCUUGAUGUAACUGUGUUGUAGGUGGAGGGGUUUGAAAAGUGGCCUGAAAUACAUCUUGGUCUUGCAAAUGUUUAGUUUAUCACAAACAAUGUAGGAUCAGUAAUCUCUCUUUCUCUCUCUCUGUCACUCACUCACUCACAGGUGUGGUGAUAGACCUGAUGCAUCUGAUGAAGCCAGGUGGGUUCGACGUCUCGCUCUUCUUCUGCGACGUGGUGAGCCCCCCCGAGGACGAGGCUGAGCUGGGCCUGCAGAUGGAGCCUUGUGGGAAAUUGGAGGACCUCCAGAAGAGGGUCAGAGCCAAGGAGAUGAAGAAGAGAUCGGUCGCAAGGUACAGAGCACAGCCCAGCACUGUUUCCCUCUCCAUUGUAUAGGCGUGGCGCUGUGUUCUUAUAGGACAUGUUUAGAUGUUUCAAACAUGUAAUAACACUGAACAGGGCCCUGGUUGCUGAUGGCUCCUCUCUUGUCCUCUGUGUCUCAGGUUGAAUCUGUGUCUGGGGGAAGGGAUGAACAUGGCGGUGGGUGUGUACAUCACGGCCCUACAGGCCAAGAAGCCUAACGCCAUCAAGCUCUACAGAGACAACAACGAGCCCGUCCGCACUAAGACACGCCUCUACCACACACAGACGGGCAGCCUGCUGCUCCCCAGCGACACCAAGAAGGCUCAGGUAACUAAGUGGGAAUCUCAAAUCAAACCAAAUAAAUAUAUAUUUGAAGUGUAUCAAAGAAAGUAUGAAUUAAAUCAAAUGUAUUUAUAAAGCCCUUUUUACAUCAGCAGAUGUCACAAAGUGCUAUACAGAAACCCAGCCUAAAACCCCAAACAGCAAGCAAUGCAGAUGUAAAAGCAUGGUGGCUCGGAAAAACUCCAUAGAAAGGCAGGAACCUAGGAAGAAACCUAGAGAGGAACCAGGCUCUGAGGGGUGGAGAUUAUAAGAGUACAUGGCCAUUAAGGCCAGAAUUCAUAUUUUUCAUUCUGUCAGGUUCAUUUCAGUCUAGAUGUGAUUUGUGGUUGUGUGUUUGUCUGUGUAGGUGUAUGCAGGCAGGCAAAUAGUGAUGGAGAAAGACGAGGUGGAUGUGAUAAAGAAGUUUUCUGACCCGGGUCUGGAGCUGAUUGGGUUCAAGCCCAUGGAGCGUCUCAAACUGCACCACCACCUCAGAUCUGCUGUCUUCAUCUACCCAGAGGAGGAAAUGGUCACAGGUGUGUGCGUGCGUCCCUCAACACUAUGAACCUGUCACUAUGAUGGGAAGAGAGACGGUGACAGUUGAAUACAUAACUACAAGUCAAAAUGUAAUCUGAGAAACGUCAGCCCAUGUUCGUACUCCAAUUCCAUUACAUUUUGAGUUCCAACUUUAAACCCCUUUCUCAAUCUCUUCUGUUUUUCCAUCCCAGGGAGUGCCUGUGUUUUCACAGCGUUGCUGCGCAGAUGUAGUGAGAGGAACGUGUUCGCUCUGUGUAAAUACACACGGAUUCGUAACUCUCCCCCGCGCUUCUUAGCGCUGGUGCCCCAAAGAGAGGAGGUGGAUGAGGGCCAGGCUCAGAUUGCAGCUCCAGGUACAGUCAUUGGGUCCCACUGUAGCCGCUGGUCUUGCACAAAUACCACACAAUUAAUAUACUUUUAAACGUUCAGACUAAUUGUAGUGAUGUGUGUUUGUGUUCGUCUCAGGCUUCCAUGGCAUCUUCCUGCCCUACGCGGAUGACAUCCGUACCCUGGACACUCCUCAGCUCCCCACGGCCUCCAACGCCCAGGUGGACAAGAUGAAGGAGAUAGUACACAAGCUACGCUUCAAAUACAGGUACGGCCUUUUUAUUACAGUGAAUACCAGGAUUCACAUUUUUAAAAGAGUUAAAGCAUAAAACAUAAAAGUAAAAGCGUAGUAGAAAACGAAGGGAACACUAUUGUAAACAUCCUAGAAUAUGACCUGAAAGAGUCUUGAGAUUCCCACUCCAGUGUUGUCUAUGUGUUGCUCUUCCUGUGUUCCAGGAGUGAUGCGUUUGAGAACCCAGUCCUCCAGCAACACUACAGGAACCUGGAAGCCUUGGCUUUAGAUCUCAUGGCCCCAGAGCACAUAGAGGACCACACCAGUAAGACUGAUACACACACCAUAUGCUUUUGAUUGGCCCACAUGCUUCUUUUUUAGCAGUGCUCAAGCUCGCUUUUUCUUGUCCAUUCUUUCUGUUCAAUCUCUCCUUAUCUAUCUCUCUCUCUCGCUCCUCCCUCAGUGCCCAAUGUGAAUAUGAUGGACCAGCGUCUUGGUUCCCUGGCUCAGGAGUUCAGAGAUCUGGUGUACCCUGCUGACUACAACCCAGAGGGCAAGACUGCACCCAAACGCAAACCAGGUGAGUUCUGUGUGAUCUAUAUUGUGGUGAAUGGUUUACUUGCUAUGUGUCCCGUAGGGGAGAUUUGGGUCUGGCACAUGGAGUAAGAAAUAUCAGUGUAGUAGCUGGCAGUGUCACUGUUGAAAUACUGGUUGUUGUAACAUCCUGGCCCUGUGUGUGUUCAGCUGAGGCGGCAGGCGGCGCAGAGAAGAAGCCCAAGGUGGAGAUGUCUGAGGACGAGCUGAGGGGUCACGUACAGAAAGGCACCCUGGGUAAGCUGACGGUGCCCGUGCUGAAGGACGCCUGCAAGCAGUUUGGGGUGAAGGUCACAGGGACCAAGAAACAGGAGCUAAUAGACGCCCUGACUGCACAGCUCACGAAAUGAGGCUUAGAUGUCAAAAUAUGUUGACAUCUACGCUGUCGAUAUUCUGGUCAGAGGCACUAGGAAGCAGGAUUAUUGGUCUGUCUUUGCUUUAGGCUUACAUUUCAAGAUUUCUAAUCUGAGAUGUAACACUGUACUUCAAAUGGGGAAAAUAUGCAAUGUUUCUCAUUUGCGUUGCUAGAAGAAGAAUAUUACUUUUUGUUUCUUUACAUAUUUUAAACUUUGAAAUAAAAAAUGAAGAGGA